AUGCGAGCUGUCAACAAGGCAAUCCAGCGAGAACGUCACAUAACCCCCACCAUAGAUGACGUCAUAGCAUAUCUAAAUGACGCUAAAGUAUUUCCAAAGCUUGACCUCAAUCAAGGUUAUCACCAACUUGAACUCUCAGAAGAAUCACGCUACGUUACCACGUUUAGCACCCAUGUCGGCCUGAGGAGAUAUCAGCGCCUUAAUUUCGGAGUAACCUCUGCAGCUGAAAUUUUCCAAAAUACUAUUCGAGAAACACUUGAAGGUCUCAACGGCUGUAUUACAUCAGUGAUGACAUCUUAGUCUAUGGAUCCAGCCAAGAAGAACAUGACAAGAACCUUAAAUCAGUGUUGGAACGUCUUCAGUCUCGUAACCUAACAUUAAAUAAGCUGAAGUGUGAAUUCAACAAAACCAGCAUUGAAUAUUUUGGAUAUGUAUUCUCAUCGCAGAGCAUUUCACCUGACCCUCGCAAAGUGGAAGCUAUACGCAACUCCCAACCUCCAUCCAAUCCAAACGAAGUCCGAAGUUUUCUAGGUAUGGCCAACUUUUGUGCCCGAUUCAUCCCAAACCUUGCGACACUAGCUAAACCAUUACGAGACCUGACAAAACAGCAUGUCAAGUGGAAAUGGACCAGUACUAAAAACAUGCUAUGGACAGUAUCAAAUCCCUCGCACAAAAUUGAAGUUCUUUUAGAUGCAAGUCCAGUUGGUCUUGGUGCUAUACUUGUCCAAUAUACUACCACUAGAAAUCACAGUGCUUCGCCACGUAUUUGUCAGUUAUGCCAGUCGGGUAUUAACUCCUGUAGAGACUCGCUAUUCACAAAUUGAGCGAGAAGCUCUGGCUAUUGUCUGGUCAUGUCAUAAAUUUCAUCUAUAUUUAUAUGGUACCCAACUCUCUGUUAUUACUGAUCACAAGCCACUGGAACGUCUUUUCAACGACCCACAAAGCAAACCACCUGCUCGUAUUGAACGAUGGUUAUUAAAGGUACAACCAUAUCGUUUCAAUGUUCAGUAUCAACCCGGUUCUGACAAUCCAGCCGACUUUAUUUUUCGCCAUCCGUUGCCAUCAUCACCUACCAGCCGUGAGGAGAGAUGCGCUGAAGAAUAUGUUAAUUUCGUUUCAAUGCAUGCUGUUCCCAAGGCCCUUACACUGCAAGAAAUCAAAGAAGCCACAAAAUCCGAUACCACACUUUAA
Molecule: messenger RNA, 1191 nt
Organism: Paramuricea clavata
Lineage: Eukaryota; Metazoa; Cnidaria; Anthozoa; Malacalcyonacea; Plexauridae
Source: the annotation of a GenBank genome assembly